AUGGCAGCCAUCAAGAACGUCAUCAUCAUUGGAGCGGGUGGUAACCUCGGUCCCUCCAUCUUGAACGCUUUCCUCAAAGAGUCCUCUUUCAACACAACCGUCCUUUCUCGCCAAGGGUCAAAGUCUACCUUCCCCUCAGGUGUCAAGGUCAUCCGCGCAGACUACGAUUCCCACGACAGCCUAAAGGAGGCAUUCCAGGGCCAAGAUGCCGUUGUCUCACUUGUUGGUGGUAUGGCACUGGGCGAUCAGAACAAGUUGAUCGAUGCCGCCAUUGCAGCGGGAGUGAAGCGCUUCCUUCCUUCAGAGUAUGGCAGCAACACACCCGACAAGCGCACUCGCGACAUUGUGCCCGUGUUUGAGGCCAAGUUUGGCACAGUCAACUACCUCAAGAGCAAGGAGAAGGAGAUUAGCUGGACCAGCAUCAUCACCGGUCCUUUCUUCGACUGGGGCCUCAGGGUCGCUUUCCUAGGCUUUGACGGCUCCUCUAAGACUGCGACCAUCUUUGACGAUGGUGAGGCUGUCUUUUCGGCGACCAACCUCCACCAGAUUGGCCUUACAACCGUGAAGGCACUCGAGCACGCAGAUCUAACUAAGAACCAAUACGUAUACGUCAGUGGAUUCCAGACAACGCAGAACGAGGUGUUGGCUGCGGCAGAGAAGGUCACUGGUGCGAAGUGGACCGUCAACAAGGCCAGCGCGAAGGAGCACAUCGAGCAAGGGCGUGCUAAGCUUCAGUCGGGAGACUAUAGCGGUAUCCCAUACUUGAUCCAGGGUGCCACAUUUGCCAAGGAGCAUCAACUAGGUGACCUUUCAUCGGCGGGUCUGUGGAACGAUAAGCUGGGUGUGCCCAAGGAGGAUUUCGAGGAGACCAUCAAGGCUAAUAUCCCUGUGCCAAUCAUAAACAUGGCAGAUCGCGCGGCCAAACGGAUGCGACGCAUAAGCACCGAAUAUGACGAAUCCGAGGGCGACGGAUGGGAUGCGAGAGGAAACAGCACCAGUGCUACCCCUACCGCCUCCUCGACCCGCCCACGUCGCGGCACUGCGAACCAGUCGCCUGCUGCUGCCGUCAUACAGCGCUCCUCGCCCGAAGAGACGCGCCAGUCGAUACACCUCACCGUCAAGUCAUCCCCCAACAAGAUCAGACAGGCCACCGGCGGGGCUGUGCCAAAGGCAGGCGUCAGCAGGAAUAACAUAGUCGCGGGCAAACGCGCUUCACGGAGUAGUCGUGUAGUGCAGGAAAUCGAUAGCGACGAUGAGGACGAAGACGACGACGACGACGACGACGCCGAGGAGGUCGACGCCAUGGACGUGGACGACGACUCGGACGAGAACGAGGUAGACGCUGAAGGCGACGAGGACGAGGACAUGGACGCCGAAGGGGACGAAGACGACGAUAUGGAGGACACACCAGCGCCCCGAAUCACCGUAAACGCGAACAGAGGAAUCCCCGUUCAACCAGCGCCAGCGAUAAAACUCACAAAAGCACAGGACAAAGUCGAGGCCAAGGAAAUGGCCAUGGACGACGACGAUGACGACGACCUCAGCGAUCCCGACUCCGACCUCGACGAGGAAGACGCAGAAGGCGAAGACGAGGAUGCCGAGGGCGAGGAAGACGACGACAUGGGCGUCACACCUACUGGGGAUAUGGACGAGGACAUGGACAGCGACGAGGAUGCCAGCCGCGACCAGACACCUGAUGUCACCAAAAUGACGAAGCGACAACGCGCUCUCAUCAAUGAAGAAGGCGAUGGCGCACUCCUGGCACUCUCCAACGAGGCACAGAAGAAGAAGCACCUCACAGCUGAAGAACACGCCAUGCGAAGGGCUGAGAUGGCAAGGCGAAGGAAGAAUCUCAGUGAGAAGAGGAAUGAAGAAGAAAAGCUCGACACGAUCAAUCGUCUCCUCAAAAAACAGCCCCCAAAACGUGGCCGCAAAUCUAUGAUGAACGUGGACGAAGAUGGAGAAGAGGUGGAACAUGAGCCAGAGCGCGCAAACCCGCUCUUCACACGCUACAUUCAGAAUGCCAAGGGAACUCAGCUCGCUGUUCCUAAUGAAUGGCUUCAGGCUCCCGUUGGCAGUAUAUUCGCUGGGGACAUGCAGAAGGGGACCCAGAAGCCAUUCAGUGGAAGGAUGGUUGAGGAGGUAGCUUAA
Messenger RNA from Alternaria burnsii, 2151 nucleotides. Its product is annotated as nad-binding protein. The record is from RefSeq and is a predicted model, not a curated record. Gene Ontology annotation, cellular component: Ino80 complex. Gene Ontology annotation, molecular function: oxidoreductase activity. The transcript is spliced from 5 exons. NCBI's taxonomy places the organism in Eukaryota, Fungi, Ascomycota, Dothideomycetes, Pleosporales, Pleosporaceae. The coding region runs from base 1 to 2151 and encodes 716 amino acids.